Molecule: messenger RNA, 807 nt
Organism: Penaeus indicus
Lineage: Eukaryota; Metazoa; Arthropoda; Malacostraca; Decapoda; Penaeidae
Exons: 2
Source: RefSeq, a predicted model, not a curated record
AUGCCCGUUGCACACGAUGAACUCUUCGUAAUAAGAGAGCUUCUGAGCGUCGGCCGAGUGGAGGUGUUCAGCGACGCUUACGGAAGUCGAUGCAUGAAAAGUAGUAGUAAUAGUAGUGGUAGCACUAGCAAUAGCAGUAGUAGUAGUAAUGGUGGUAGCACGAGCAAUAGCAGUAGUAGUAGCACGAGCAAUAGCAGUAGUAGUAGUAGUAGUAGUGGUAGCACGAGCAAUAGCAGUAGUAGUAGUAGUAGUGGUGGUAGCACGAGCAAUAGCAGUAGUAGUAGUAGUAGCACGAGCAAUAGCAGUAGUAGUAGUAGUAGCACGAGCAAUAGCAGUAGUAGUAGUAGUAGUGGUAGCACGAGCAAUAGCAGUAGUAGUAGUAGUAGUAGUGGUAGCACUAGCAAUAGCAGUAGUAAUAGUAGUGGUAACACGAACAAUAGCAGUAGUAGUAGUAGUAGUAGUGGUGGUAGCACGAGCAAUAGCAGUAGUAGUAGUAGUGGUAGCACGAGCAAUAGCAGUAGUAGUAGUAGUGGUGGUAGCACGAGCAAUAGCAGUAGUAGUAGUAAUAGUAGUGGUAACACGAGCAAUAGCAGUAUUAGUAGUAGUAGUAGUAGUGGUAGCACGAGCAAUAGCAGUAGUAGUAGUAGUGGUGGUAGCACGAGCAAUAGCAGUAGUAGCAGUAGCAGUAGUGGUAGCACGAGCAAUAGCAGUAGUAGUAGUAGUAGUGGUGGUGGUAGCACGAGCAAUAGCAGUAGUAGCAGUAGCAGUAGUGGUAGCACGAGCAAUAGCAGUAGUAGUAGUAGUAGU